GCGAGCCAAAGCCCUCAUCGAUGACAUCGUGUCCAGGGGUCAUGAGGGGCCAAGCAACGGGCAGUCGGGUUCUAUGCAAGAAAUUAUCAUCCCUGCUGGAAAGGCUGGUCUUAUUAUUGGCAAGGGAGGAGAAACAAUCAAACAGCUGCAGGAGCGGGCUGGGGUUAAAAUGAUUCUUAUUCAAGACCCGUCACAGCCGUCCAACAUAGACAAACCCUUACGCAUCAUCGGGGACCCCUACAAAGUGCAGCAAGCAAAGGACAUGGUUAAUGAGAUCCUUCGAGAAAGGGAUCACGCCGGCUUUGGAGACAGGAACGAGUACGGCUCGAGGAUGGGAGGAGGAGGAGGAGGAGGCGGUGGUGGCAUUGAGAUAGCUGUGCCCCGGCAGUCUGUGGGGGUUGUGAUUGGUCGCAGUGGGGAGAUGAUAAAGAAGAUCCAGAGUGAUGCUGGAGUGAAGAUCCAGUUUAAACCAGAUGAUGGCACAACUCCUGAAAAGAUUGCCCAUAUUAUGGGACCCCCAGACCAGUGUCAGCAUGCUGCUUCAAUUAUCACUGACCUGCUGCAGAGCAUUCGUGCCCGAGAGGAAGGUGGACAAGGAGGACCCCCGGGUGCAGGGAUGCCGCCUGGAGGUCGAGGUCGGGGUGGAGGCCAGGGCAGCUGGGGCCCUCCAGGAGGAGAGAUGUCCUUCACCAUUCCUGCCCACAAAUGUGGGCUGGUCAUCGGCAGAGGGGGAGAGAACGUCAAGGCUAUCAACCAACAAACCGGGGCGUUUGUUGAGAUAUCUCGUCAGCCGCCGCCCAACGGUGACCCAAACUUCAAGCUGUUCAUCAUCAGGGGGUCCCCACAGCAAAUUGAUCAUGCAAAGCAGCUCAUAGAAGAGAAGAUUGAGGGUCCUUUGUGUCCAGUGGGUGGUGGUCCUGGUCCAGGAGGUCCUGGUGGUCCGAUGGGUCCCUAUAAUCCUAAUCCUUACAAUGCUGGGCCGCCUGGUGGAGGUCCACAUGGAGCUCCACCUGGUGGUCCCCAGUAUGGUCCCCAGGGUUGGGGAAAUGCUUACCAACAGUGGCAAGGUCCAAAUCCCCAUGACCCCAGUAAGGCUGCAGCAGACCCAAACGCAGCCUGGGCGGCAUACUACUCUCAGUACUAUGGCCAACAGCCAGGCCCCGCCAUGGCAGGUCAGACUCCUGGUGCCCCGGCUGCAGCAGCACCAGGGGACCAGGGCCAAGCUGCACAGCAGUGUGGGGGUCAGCCUGACUACUCAAAGGCCUGGGAGGAAUACUAUAAGAAGAUGGGCAUGACUCAGCCAGCAGCAGGGCAGGCAGCUGCUCCUGGGACAGCAGCAGCAGCAGCGACCUCAGCAGCUGCUGCAGGUGGAGCUGCAGCUGGCGGUCAGCAGGACUACAGUGCAGCUUGGGCUGAGUAUUACAGACAGCAGGCUGCUUAUUAUGGACAGGCAGGUCAGGCUCCUGGGCAAGCAGCUGCUCCACAGCCGGGACAACAGCCCCAGUAAACACACGGUUUGAUCUGUUGGACGGAUGUAAUGGAUCUCAGGAUGUGUUUGGGUUUUUUUUGUUUGUUUGUUUGCUUGUUUAUUUUUCGUUUGUUUAGUUGUUUUUCUUGGCUUCAAAAGGCAAGACUAUUAUUUACUCAUCCACCAAGACAUUUUAUUUUAAAACGUCAGUUAUUUUAAAUCACAUUUAAAGGGAAAAUGAAGGGGAACACAGUGUGCUCGUGCAUUCAACAAAGAACUAAAUACUUCCCCUUGUAAAUGUUCCGUUUCCCAUUUACCUCAUCCAUUCACACCGUGUAAUUCAUCAAAUUUUUAUUGUUUUAAAGUUUUUGUUUUGUACUUUCUAAAUAAAAUGUGAAACGAGCAAAUUUGCUUGCAAGCUACAAGAACAGCAUCUUAAUUCUGACUUACAUUUAGUAUUUCGUUAUAGUUUUUAGAGAGGGCAAAAAUAAGUAUCUUGCAGUAUUUUGAAUUUAUUCAAAAGCUAUGGUUGUAUGAAAGAUGAUUGCAAAAAUGUUUUCUUGGUACUUUUUUUUUCUCCCACUAACUGCAGGUGCACUUAUCCCUGCUGUGACAGUUUCUCAAUUUUUUAUUUUGUAAUUAUUUUUCUUAAGGGAGGUCUUGUGUGUUUGUAUUCAGUAUAUGCUACUAAGCAGAAAAAUAUGUGCAAGGUGGCUGUAAUAAAGCACUAAUUAUUGUCCUACUGUAAGUAGGUUGGUUGUGCGGAUUUUUGCAUCUGUGUGAUUGACUGCCCCCUUUUUUCUUUCUUUCGUUA
This is a messenger RNA of Austrofundulus limnaeus, 2282 nucleotides long. Its product is annotated as far upstream element-binding protein 2. NCBI's taxonomy places the organism in Eukaryota, Metazoa, Chordata, Actinopteri, Cyprinodontiformes, Rivulidae. Gene Ontology annotation, molecular function: RNA binding. The record is from RefSeq and is a predicted model, not a curated record. Gene Ontology annotation, biological process: regulation of DNA-templated transcription.